AUGGCUGCAAUCAAGUCGAGGGCGACCUGCGCCACUGUGCGUUUUCUUCUAGACGCAGCAAAGGCGGGGAAGUCUUCAGUUAAACGAAACUAUGGUGUGGCGGCACUUCGCCAAGCAAUUCGUUACCGCGACAUGGAUCGGAUCGGUAUGCUGUGUGGUAUUGUCAACAUUGAUGAGAUCGAGCCAUUCAACGAAGAGUUUGUGGAGAACGAACCUGCGGUCAGUCCUCUCGGCGAAGCAAUCAUUGCGAAAGAUACCGAAGUCGUUCGGGUACUGUUGAAUCAUGGUGCGAGUCCAACGGCAUACGUAUCCUUUGAUGGCUUGAAAAUGUUGGAGCACAUCAAGAGUCAUAUGCAACGAGUAACUCCCUUACUGGCCGCUAUCGACGUACAAAGUCUUCGCCUUGUGAAGAUAUUGGUGGAGCACGGGGCAGAGCUGCAGUACACACGUCACAUGGGUGUCACCCGCACACCUUUGCAAAGAGCCGCCGAGACUGGUGGCUUCGACAUCGUGGAGUACCUCGUCGGUCAGGGUGCUGCCAUGGAUACGAUCCCCGUAUACUCCGGCGGUACUGCGUUGCAACUCGCUGCUAUGAAUGGAUUCUGCGGCAUCGCGGCAUUCCUGCUGGAGAAUGGGGCCGAUCCAAACUACCCGCCGGCCAAGGGCGAUGGACGGACAGCUUUCGAAGCAGCAGCAGAGUGGGGUCAUAUCGACACGAUGUCGCUUUUGAUGCAGUGGAACGCCAACCUCGAUGCGCAGUUUGGAGAGCCCCCCGAAAGUCAGUACGAGCGGGCUCGGCGGUUUGCUGAGAAGAACGGUUUCAUGGCAUCAAAGCGAUUCGUUGAACACCUCUAUGGGCAAAGGACAAGAGACGAAAGCUGGCCUGCGGGUUUGGCGUUGGAUUCGAUGUGA
This is a messenger RNA of Alternaria ventricosa, 912 nucleotides long. RefSeq lists its product as uncharacterized. The coding region runs from base 1 to 912 and encodes 303 amino acids. Gene Ontology annotation, molecular function: protein binding. The record is from RefSeq and is a predicted model, not a curated record. NCBI's taxonomy places the organism in Eukaryota, Fungi, Ascomycota, Dothideomycetes, Pleosporales, Pleosporaceae. The transcript has 2 exons.